Molecule: messenger RNA, 1089 nt
Organism: Purpureocillium lilacinum
Lineage: Eukaryota; Fungi; Ascomycota; Sordariomycetes; Hypocreales; Ophiocordycipitaceae
Source: RefSeq, a predicted model, not a curated record
AUGGCGGUCAAGCAGCAGACUCAAGAUUCUCCACAUGAGCGCAAACGUACACCGGACGGCGUGUGCAACACAGCAAGGAUGGAUGGGUCGGCUGAGUCCUGCGCGGCAGCACAAAAUUUUCUUUGUCGUGCGGAGCACCACUGUGACAUGCAUUGCAGGUUGGGCAUUGUGCACUCGUCUCGUCCUUUCUCGGGCACGGGCCAGGCCAGGCCGCCCCCGGUCACGAAGAUGCACGUCAAGGAGUUCGUGUCAGUCUGCCGGUUGACCCCAGAGCCUCAUCCACGCAAUCGACACGACGAUAACCUUGAUCAGAGGAUCAGAGGAUCAGGCAAUCGGCAUCAACAGCGAGGCGCUGGUUGCGGGCUCGCUUGGUCGUGGGUCCCGACCCCGGACUAUCGACGGGGAAGCGAAAUGAACUUGCAAGGGGAAAGGGGGCUUCUUUGCAGAACCAGCAUGAAGAAAUCCCACGGCGUCAGGGCGCCGGCCGCCUUCAUAAUUAAAUGCAAUCUAAUGCGCAAUCUCGAAACCCCGUAUCACUGCGCAGUGGAGAGCUUGGAUAAAAAUAAAAAACAACAACCCGAUGGCGAUGUUUUGUUGUUUGUUUUGAUCAUCAGAAAUUGCCACACCACCCUCGACACGCGACCAUGGGGGUGCGCAGAACUGAUGCCAGCCUGGGCACAGCCCUGGGGGAGGACGGACGAGGCGGGGGACGAGGCAAGGGGGGCUGCAGAUGCGCACUGCAGUGUGCGUCGAGCAGAGCAGAAUAGAGCAGAGCAGUGCCACGAUGCGAGCGCUGCAGUGCAGCAGCAGGUCCCACGGACACAACAUUGGCCGUGUGUUUUGCGGGUGCCUGGGCUGGCUUGGCCUGGCCCAGGGACGAGGUUGGUUGGCAGUCGAUGGGUUGACGUGCGCCUGGCGAAGACGUGCGACUCGGAUGCUCGGCCUGAGAUCCGCGAGACGCCCUUCCCUCCCGCUGCCAAACACGCAGGCGGCAGGAUAACGCACUGCCGGGGAGCGAGGGCCUCGUGGACGGGUGGCGGUGGCGAAUCGCGCGACACUUGGACGACCGGGUCUGAAACCGCCUCGUGA